GUCAUGACGCUUUUAUUGUGACAGGUUCAGACAGGAAGUGCUGUAGUCGCUGCUACAACCUGCUAACGGAAAUCAGCUGAACCACAAUAUAACGUUAGUCAAAAGAGAGGCUUUCCACAUCGCACAAUUUCUGGUUGAUUAGGAAGCGCAGUGAUACCAUGUGGGAGUCACAUGAACGACGAGGAUGAGGCAUCAACAACAAGAGGGCAGCUUGAGGAGAGAGCCGCUGCUGCUGCUGCGCACUAUCUGUCACAGGGAGGAGGAGGAGGAGGGGGUUUGCUGCUUGUAAAAGAUCCCUACAGUACAACAAGCAGCUCCCCUGUGUGUCCCCCCCCACCACCUCUUUCUGAACAUAUGCAAUGAACAGCACUACUGAGACCCCUGCCACCAUAGAUGGGGAUGUGGGAGUCAGCUAUGUGUUGGUGCCAUUUCUCCUCAUCACUGUUAUUGGAAUAGCUGCAGCUGUGAUCAUGUAUAUUCGUAAGAAAAGGAGAAUUGACAGACUCCGUCAUCAGCUGUUACCGGUUUACACAUAUGAUCCGUCAGAGGAGCUUAAUGAAGCUGAGCAAGAAAUGUUGUGGAGAGAAGAGGACACGAGGAUUGUACAAGGUUGGGCCAGAAGUUAUCAACAGCGACGCCCUCUUCUGACCAAAGACGUCACUGCAUGAUGGUAGUAAACGACGGCAUCGAACAUUGUCAGUGUGGACUCGACCUUCAGUCACAGAGAGCAGUCAUUUUCAACAUCAUGCAGAAGACUUUUUUUUCUUUUUCUUCGCUACCAUUUGCCGUUAUCUUUCUUGUUAUAUGUACAGACUGUUCAUUUGUGUGGUUCUGAUGCCAAUCCUGUGUAACAGACACAGCACAAUACAUUUAUUUAUUUGAAAUUAUUUAUUCUUCUUUUUUUUCCAACCAUGUUAUUCAGUGACUCAAAGUUAAGAAUCUCUCUAAAGAUGAAGGUUCCUGUAGGUUCUCUCUGUUGUUUACAUGCAUAAUGUUGUUGUGGGCGACAUGCGGCGAGCAGUUGUGUUCCUGUGGGUUGCAGUAGGCUUUCGUACUGAUUUUGAUUUAGGGGCAGUGUUCACCGUGUGGUAAGAGCAUGAAUGUUGUGCACUAGUUAGAAACCAUCACUCGUGCUGUGAGAGGGGUUUGUGAUCAUUGCCUGGAUAGGUUGCUGUGAAGAGGCUGUUUGCAGUGCAUUAAAAACAAAUAUGACUUCUUUGAUGAAAUGCUUUUAGUUUUCAAUAGUUGCAUUUGUUGACAUCAAACACUGCAGUGUGACUUUUAAAUUUUAAAAUCAAAGUUUCAUUUUGAUAGAGAUAGAUUUAUAAGAUAAAUAGGUUAGCUUGGGUGGAUUUGAUUUCUGUUUCAUUUUGAGUCCAAAGCUUGAACGUGCCCCUUUUGAUUUUAAUUUCCUCUCAGAAUUUAAGUAGCUGCCCCACCAUCCGGAUCUUUUAGCGGUUCAGCCAAAUCCUAUGACUCUUAUAAAUGGCAUGAAGAGCUAGAUAUGGAAGUAAAUAAAACCAACCCUCUCAUCCCCAAAAUGAGCCGUGACUAGUGCCCUAAAUAUGUCCUGUCUAAAUGGCACGGCACCAACACAGAUUUACCUCCAGCUGAAGGUGAAUGCCAUAGGUCUGACUGUACCAAGCACUCAGGAAACCUCGCUUUCUUUUUCCUCCAUGAAUUGUAAGCUUUAUUUUUUGCCUUUGCAUUUGUGAAUGUAAACCAAAUACAAUAGAACUGUUAAAAGAAGGAACAUGUUUUGAUGUUAUCACGUAUGACAUCUAGAGGUGUUUCACAAUGACAAUUAGCUUUUUUUAUAGACGUUUUCUGUUUUCAUUUUUGGAACACGUUCCUCUGUGCUCCCCGGUCAUCUUUACAUUUCACUUUUCAUUUCCUAUGCAUUAUCUGGAGACUUUAUUUUAAGAGAAAAACCAAUGAAAUAGGGUAGUCGUGAUUUAAACUGUACAAAUAUCCGAUCAUGACAUUGAUUUGCACUGGUAAAACACAUUGUAAACUUUUCACGAAAUGAUUAUCAGGCUGCACAUGAAAAGUCAAAGAACUACUGAUGUAAAUGUGAAUUUGGCAGCACUGUUAAAAGCUCAGACUGUUGUGCCAGUGUGUUGCUUUGAGAAGGAAUUGAUUGAGGCUGUUGAUUUAAACACUGAACAUAUAAAUAAAGUGAUAAACUUUG
Messenger RNA from Sebastes umbrosus (honeycomb rockfish), 2191 nucleotides. RefSeq names its product small integral membrane protein 29 (gene smim29). The transcript is spliced from 5 exons. The record is from RefSeq and is a predicted model, not a curated record. Lineage: Eukaryota; Metazoa; Chordata; Actinopteri; Perciformes; Sebastidae. Bases 360 to 668 code for a protein of 102 amino acids.